Molecule: messenger RNA, 1512 nt
Organism: Rhizophagus irregularis DAOM 181602=DAOM 197198
Lineage: Eukaryota; Fungi; Glomeromycota; Glomeromycetes; Glomerales; Glomeraceae
Source: RefSeq, a predicted model, not a curated record
AUGUCAUGCUCAAAAAUACUUUCAGGAGAUAUACCUGAAUUAAUAUAUGAAGUUAUAAAAUAUUUUAAGACCGAUUUUUCAACUUUACAUUCAUGUAUUCUAGUCAACAGAUUAUGGUGUCGUUUAACGAUUCCAUUAUUAUGGGAAGAUCCUUUUUCAAAUCCUGCCGGAAAUUAUAAUUUUAUCGAAAUUUAUUUACAUAAUUUAAGCGGUGAUUCAAAAACAAAAUUAAGUGAAUAUAAAAUUAAUGAUAAUGUAUCACCAUCAAAUACACUUUUCAAUUAUUUUAAAUUUAUAAAAAAUUUGAAUACAUUGGAGUUUAUUUCUUCUGUUGAAAAGUGGACUGCUGAAAAUUUAAAAUUCGGAAACAGAUAUUCUAAUUUUAUCUGCAUAUCAUUAUUUAAAAUAUUUAUUGAAAAUGAAAUAGAAUUAGAUAAUCUUGACAUUGAGAUCUCUAAUUCUAAUCUUGAUGAUAUUCUUGAAUUAAUUUUACAAAAUAUAAAUUUCAUUCAGAAUAUUAAAAUUUUAAACUUUUAUAUUUGUAAUUAUAGUAAAAACAUGGUAACUAAAGAUCGUGUAACACAAAUAGUUAAUUUACAGCGAAAUCUUAAAGAAAUUUUAUUAGAUGAUAAUAAUUUUCCUUUGUAUCAAUCAUUAUUGUUAUCAGACAAUUCUAAUUGCUCAAAUACUUUAAAAAUGAUCAUAUUUUAUAACGUCGAUUUUAGAAAUAUAAGUAAUUUAGAUAAAAUAUUUGAACAAUUAAAUGGUUUAGAAUCAAUUAAUAUUGCUGACUGUUCUUCUUUAAAUACAAGUUUUAUUCCACAAAUUAUUAAUUUAACUAAACCAUUUAAAAAAUUAAAAUCUUUAUUUUUAAAAUGGAGAUCGCAAAAUGAUGAAACAUUAGAAAUAUUAUUACAAAAAUCUGGUGAUAAUUUAGAGGGUUUUGGUGGAUCUUGUCAAGAUUUUUUAUUUAAGCGACAUUUACUUGAUAUUAUGAAAUAUUGUAAAAAUAUCAAAUUUCUUGAUUUACAUGAAAUUGAUAACCAGACCAUCUAUCCAGUAUUAAAUAUAAUUGAAAAUAUAAAACAAAAUCUUAAUUAUCUUUCGAUCGGUAUAGUAGAUUAUUCAUAUAGUAAUACUUAUAUAGAAUGUAGUUCAACCAUAUUACUAAAUUUAGGACAGAUUCUUCCUUCUAAAUUAGAAUAUUUAAAUUUGUGCAUUUUCAUUAAAGCAAAUGAUUUUGAAGUAUUUCUAAAAAAUAUUCAAGAUACUUUUAUUAAGAAAUUGGUGAUUGAAAAUCUACAAAGUCAAGAUAUUUUACCCUAUGUAAAAAAAUAUAUUAUGAAAAGGAAAAGAAUUGAACAAUUAGCUAUUUUGACUUUUGGUUGGAUGGAUUUGUUUAAUUUGAAAGAUGAAGUGAAGGAAUUUAAGUCAUAUGAUAUUAAAGUUCGAAGACAUUGUGAUUUAUCUCUUGACUCUUAUAAUAAGAUUAAAAGGAUUAAAAACAACUAA